UGAAGAUCAACUUGAAACUUUCAAAGCAAUCAUUCCUGAUCAAUUGAAGUAGGUUACUCUUAUGAUUUGUGGGGCGCUGUUUCAGUGUUUGUUCCCUCAGCAAGGCGGAGUAAUGUGCUGCUCAUGAAUCCUAUGAUCCAGAUGGCGGAAAGCAUUGCUGCAAGCUCCGGAGCUUUGAGAUACUUGGCGUUCUCGCGAGGAAUGCACUUUCUUCCUGUCAAGUCUCCAAGCACACACGCGAUUGCAUCGGGGUUCACGCAAAGUUCACAAAGCAUGUCGCUUGCUGCCAGAACCGGAUUGCCAAGCAUGAGGUUUCACAGAAUCACACUACCAAAGGGCGAUAAGUUGUUGCUCAGCUCACGGCAGAGCAAAAGGGGGCACUCGGACCGCCUCUCCUUUCCUCUUUUGUCUUGGUCAGCCCCGAAGUCAUCUACUUGUGAGCCCUCUUCGGGGUUUAGGCAGGCCUCCUCUUUGGCCCACCACCUCUGUAACCACCCCAUCAACCACUUAGUUGACCACCCGCUUAACCCACUUUUUCACCACGCCACCAACCGUAAAAUCAAUCUCUCAACCAAAAGUCUUUUCAGAGCAACUACCACCCCUUGCCGGUGGGACGCAGUCCGUUCGUUUGGUGCCAGAUCCACACUCACUUCUGCAAUAGCUGACACAGUAGAGGAAUCUAGUCAAUCUGAGACUGAUCAAAGAAGAACGCAGCAGGCUCGGCCCGAUGUUGAAAAGGCAUCUUCUGCGUACAUUCACAUCCCGUUCUGUAAGCGCCGGUGCCACUACUGCGACUUCCCCAUUCAGGUGGUCGGCAGCCGGCCAGAGAACGAGGCUGUCGCGGAGGGUAUGGAGCGAUACGUCGACACAGUAUGCCAAGAGAUUGAUGUAACAAGGGCCGCAGCGGACCCCGCUUCUUUCGAGCCCCUGCGCACGGUCUUCUUCGGAGGGGGCACUCCGUCUCUUCUCCCUCCCAGGCUCUUGGACCGCCUCCUAAAAAAGCUGGAGCACAAUUUUGGAAUCCAGUCGGAUGCAGAGAUUUCUGUAGAGAUGGACCCAGGCACGUUUGAUGACGAUAAGCUACGGGCGUUCAUGUCGACUGGUGUGAACAGGCUUAGCAUGGGCGUGCAGGGUUUCCAAGACGACCUCCUCCGACAGUGCGGCCGUUCGCACGGCCUCGCCGACGUUCACUCCGCUAUAGAAACGGUCCACCGGUCGGGCCUUUCCAACUGGAGCCUCGACCUCAUUUCUAGUCUGCCGCAUCAAACCCCCGAGCUAUGGCAACACUCCCUUGACCAAGCGGUCCAAGCCUCCCCCAGUCACGUCUCUGUCUACGACCUUCAGAUUGAAGAGGGGACAGCUUUUGGUCGGUGGUUCAAACCGGGGGAAGGGCCGCUUCCCGGGGAUGACGUGGCAGCGGGGAUGUAUAGGCAGGCGGUGGCGACGCUGACGGCGGCGGGGUAUGGGCACUACGAGAUCAGUAACUACGCGAAGGCGGGUUACGAGUGCCGCCACAACUGCGUGUAUUGGAACGGAGCGCCCUACUUUGCGUUCGGCCUGGGGGCCGCGAGUUACAUCAACCGUCAAAGGUUCUCACGUCCGCGAAAGAUGGCCGAAUAUCCGAAAUGGGUGCAACAAUAUGCGGCUUCCCGGGGAGUCAUCGACUGGCCGGAGGAUGGCCCCGAGGAGCGACUGCUGGACCGGCUGAUGCUGCGGCUACGGCUCGCUGAGGGGGUUGAUUUGAAAGCCUUAAAGGACGAAUUUGGGGAGGAAGCCGCACAGGCCGUCUGUAAGGGUUUGGCGCCAUUCGUUGCAAGCGGGCACGUUAUUCCCUCUGAGCCGGCUGCUAGCAACGGACCUAGAGGAAAGGAGAACGGGGUCACCUUAUCGUUGCAUUCAACGGUCAGGCUGAGCGAUCCAGAGGGCUUUCUUCUUUCAAACGAGAUUCUUUCAACACUAUUUGCUCAAUUGCCUAAUGAAUCCUAGCAACAAAAGCGUUUAUCCUUGCAAUUUCUGAAUUUCGACCCGGCAAGAGCCGAAAUCACGCUGUUUGCGAAAGACAGGACAUGAUUGACAAUCUGCCGUACAGGCUGCCAG
Klebsormidium nitens is the source of this 2097-nucleotide messenger RNA. The record is from the annotation of a GenBank genome assembly. Lineage: Eukaryota; Viridiplantae; Streptophyta; Klebsormidiophyceae; Klebsormidiales; Klebsormidiaceae.